AGAUAUAACAUGCUGUAAAGUACAUGCAGCUAUAGUUAGGGCCGGAAGGACCAUGGAGGUAAAGCCAUGUAUGUUUAAACUUGAAGAUAAACUAAACAUCAGAUGUCUGUACCUUCGUCUUCCUGAUAUCAUACAUGCAUCACACUCUGCUGAUAUUUGCCAGGAUGGAGAUAUACCUUUAUUCCUUGGUGCUGAUGUCCUGGCUGGGUGUGACCAAGAUUCAAAGAACCAUGGGCGUAUACAUCAGAGGUUCACCAAGGAAGGACUUGCGACCAAAUUAAGUGUACAAGGUGCUAAUAUUGAAGGAGUUCGUUCUACUGGUUUCUAUAUGUACAGUAUUCAAGGGGUCUUUAAUGCAGUAUUUAGAUAUCACAGUAAAGAAACACAAAGAAUAUACCUCACAUAUUUCAAGGAUGUUUGGUUAGCAAGGUUUUCUGAUCCUCCACUAGAGGGUGCCAUUACAGCAAAUUGGUAUUUAGAUCUUAAAUACCAUAGCAACCAAAUGACUCUUGACUCUAAUGUCAUUAACAUAACACCAGAAUUGCCGUUAGAGAUGUUAGAUACUGUUGCUGUAGUACAAGCUCAAAGAACAGUUUCCAUAGUGACUGAGGAAUCAUCCAUGGUAACAAGAACUUUAGAGAAUGCCAAUGUUGCUCAAAGAAACGCACCUACAUCACAAAUUGAAAGUAACAAUGUUGAGGUACAUGAAGAACCAAUUGAUACUCAGCGUGAAUAUAUUGAUAAAGAUAAAAAACAUGUGGAUCAAUUUCUGUCAUUUCAUUUAUCACACAUGCAGAAAUACAUCCAUAACAUACUCAGGAGAAAGGAGGUCACUACUGACCAAUCUAAAAAACAACAUCUCGAAAAUUUAUUAAUUUUAAUCAAGUCAUUUUCUGAGGAUAUACUAAGUGAUGCACAUACAUUUCCAUAUGAACUUCUAACAAGAUUCUGCUCAAUCCGUCAUGAUAAAAAGUCAAUGAAAAAAUUUCGUAAUGGCUUUGAUUUGCCACAGAAAAAAUGUGUUUUGCUCAGUAUAGUGAGUGAAUGGCUAGGGAAAGAGUUUCAUGAGUUGAGAAAAGAUAUUUUUUCUAACGUUGAGAGGUUUAAAUUGGAGCAUAUACAGAGUAUUAAUGACUUGCCUCCCCCUCAGUCAUUAGUGGAGGAACUGUUCCCAGAAUGCAUGCAGGUGCUGUUAGUUAAUUGGCUAGGACACCAAAGGAAUACACAGGAAGAAACUAAUGUUCAAAAUUCUAGCUUCAAAUCUGAUGCAAAUUAUCAGGAAGAAUCUGUUACUCAACAAACUGUACAAAUCCAGGAAGAAACUAUCACGCAGGAAGAGACUAUUGUGCAUGAACCAUCGACAAAACGACACAAAAUUGACAAGUUGAAUGAUUCGAAUAAAUCUAGUGGCCAGUUAUGUGCUGACUCUGACAUGUAUUCUUUCAUUCAAGUUGUUUUAGAGUUCAUGAACAAUUCUUUAAUCUCUGGUGUAGCACAUGUUGUAUAUUCAAGGCUAAUACAUGGCAAUGUCUAAAUCUAGGGCAAGUAUACACUUAA
This is a messenger RNA of Owenia fusiformis, 1557 nucleotides long. NCBI's taxonomy places the organism in Eukaryota, Metazoa, Annelida, Polychaeta, Sabellida, Oweniidae. The record is from the annotation of a GenBank genome assembly.